AUCACAACCAUGCCCGCCCAACAACAAGGCCUGAUUCUCUCUAUCAACGCCGGCUCCUCCUCUCUCAAGAUCUCCCUCUUCAAGCCUUCGAGAUCCUCCUCGUCGGACAAGGACCCCGUCGCGGACCUCCUCCUCGAAUCUUCCAUCGACGACCUCUCCUCCCCGCCCGCGCGCUUCACCCUCAAGCACGAAGACGCCUCUCCGUCCGACUCGUCCCAAGACGUCAAGAAAGAACAAAAGGAUGACAUCAAAGACCACGCGUCCGCGUUCUCCUACUUCCUAGACCAUCUGGAGCACGAAUCCGGCAUCAAGAAGGCGGACAUCAAGCAGGUCUGCCACCGCGUCGUCCACGGCGGCGACUACUCCGAGCCCGUCACCAUCUCCUCCGAGACCUACCACCACAUCGAGAAGCUCACCGACCUCGCCCCUCUACACAACGGCGCCGCGCUAGCCGUCAUCCAAGCCUGCCUCAAAUCCCUCCUGAACGCGCGCUCGAUCGCCUACUUCGACACUACGUUCCACCGCGCCCUCCCCGCCCACGUCUCCUCCUACGCCAUCGACCCCUCCGUCGCCCGCCCGCGCGGCCUCAAGAAAUACGGCUUCCACGGUAUCUCCUACGCCUACAUCCUCCGCACCGUCUCCUCCCACCUCCGCAAACCACCCACGGGGGUCUCCAUCAUCGCCCUGCACCUCGGCUCCGGCGCCUCCGCCUGCGCCAUCCACGCCGGCCGCUCCAUCGACACCUCCAUGGGCCUCACCCCGGUCCACGGCCUGCCCGGCGCCACCCGCGCCGGCGCGAUCGACCCCAGCCUCAUCUUCCACUACACCAACACCGCCGGCCGCAUCUCGCACGACCCCGCGCACGCGACGAACGUGGGCGUCACGGAGGCCGAGGAGAUCUUGAACAAGAAGAGCGGGUGGAAGGCGAUGGCCGGUUCCGCCGAUUUUAGGGAGAUCGCGAAACGGGAUACGGACGCGAAGAGGUUGGCGUUCGACCUGUUUGUGGAUCGUAUCUUGGGAUACGUCGGCGCCUACUUCGUCGCCCUGCAGGGCAACGUCGACGCCCUCGUCUUCUCCGGCGGCAUCGGCGAAAAGUCGGUUGAGCUCCGCGAACGUAUUGCGGGGCGCGUGCGGUGUUUAGGGUUCAAACCCGUGGAUCCGAAGAAGAACGCGGGUGUGGGGAAUGUGGAGGGGGCGGUGGUGGAUAUUACGGCUGUGGAAGGAGGGGAAGGGGAAGGGGAAGGGAAGAGGGUGAUGGUGUGUAGGACGGACGAGCAAUACGAGAUGGCGAGGGAGUGCGUGCUGGAGGAUGGGUUCUGGAAGUGA
Molecule: messenger RNA, 1326 nt
Organism: Punctularia strigosozonata HHB-11173 SS5
Lineage: Eukaryota; Fungi; Basidiomycota; Agaricomycetes; Corticiales; Punctulariaceae
Product: acetate and butyrate kinase
Exons: 4
Coding region: 10-1326 (438 amino acids)
Biological process (GO): phosphorylation; acetate metabolic process
Molecular function (GO): acetate kinase activity
Source: RefSeq, a predicted model, not a curated record